Phytophthora sojae is the source of this 4108-nucleotide messenger RNA. RefSeq lists its product as hypothetical. The record is from RefSeq and is a predicted model, not a curated record. NCBI's taxonomy places the organism in Eukaryota, Oomycota, Peronosporomycetes, Peronosporales, Peronosporaceae. The coding region runs from base 84 to 1334 and encodes 416 amino acids. The transcript has a single exon.
UACGUGAAGGUAAAGCUCGUGCUAGCAAUAUCCCCCGACGCUGUUGUUUGCUGGCCCGUGUGUUUUGUUCGGACCAGCCAAGGAUGGUGGAGUGCUCUCCAGGCCCGGAAGGCGGCGUAGCACCUGACUCAAGUGGCAAUUCCGUGGAGACGGCUCCAGGUUCUCAAAUGCUGGGGACUGGGGGUCAGUCUGACGCAGCGCAUGCACCAGUAGUCAGCUCGCGCGUUAUCCCCUUCCUUCGGUCGAGUUCUGAGGGUAACAUCGGAGUCUCGGUCUCGCCGUUCCCGACCCCAGCCAAAGUCCACCCAGGACGCGUACGCGGUGCUGAAGAGAAGCGGAAGUUUGUGUUUGGUGGCAGCAUUGCGAUCCAGGAGGAGCGUGGCGAUCGCAAGCCGCCAGCAGACGACAGCGACACAUUCUUGAGUGCGUCGAUGCAGUUGAUGAACUUGAAUGGCGAGGCUCGCCAGCGUGUGCGUCAGUUGUGGACUUCGGUGCAGCGCUUAGGAAGAGAGAACCAAAUCACCGAGACGGGCAUGGAUGUGCUGUAUGUGGAGCUGAGCAAUAUCCUCAAGAGCAUCAGCGCGGAAAAGCUCGAGACUGCCAAGCCACUCAAAAGCGGGUCGUUGGUGCUGCUAGCUUCAUCUCCAGCGAACGAUCCAAGUACCAUCAACAGUGGAGCCGCAGUGAAAGCUCUCUUCGGAUCGAGACCAACCGCUCAAUUGAUGCAGUGCACUCUGUCUGAAGACCAGAGCAAGCUCGAAAUGACACCCGUCCGACAAGAAGCUGCUCCUACGAACCGCAGUGGCAGCAACCUGCCGAAUGUACAAACCUCGACGUCAAGCAGGUUUGGGCUGCCGUCCACGGCGUCAUUGAUGGGGAUGAUCUCUGAAGCCUUUCAAGAGGAGCCAACCACUCGGGUUAUCAGACUGCAAGGUUGUCAGGUCCGAAGACUUGUCCCGAAACCCCCAAGCAGCGAUGUCGCCGUGGAUGACAAUGGAGUGGCGAUGAAAGCGAAGAUAUACCAUCGUUUUCAACUACUAGUCCCUUACAAGACGCAGAUGAGCGCUCCAACGGACGGAGUUCGAGCGGAUGUCCUAUUCCCCACCAGAGCUCCUGUGCCGUACGAAUCGUUCAUCUUUGAAGUUCCGGUACAAACUUCAGGCGAUGGAGGAGCAGAAGCAGAUCUCGACGCACAAGCGGAAGUUGACGAUUGGGUCUGGGCGCUGGAUCGAGUGUGCAGAUUCCAGCUUCAUCGCCUCGAACACGCGUUGCGAGAGGCUCCAAGCCUGGGUAAGUGGCCGUACGGCUUCUCUUCACCCGUUCAGCUGCCCUAACAUCGUAUUUUUUUGUUUUGCCCCCAGAACGCUACCGAGAAACCCUGCAACGCCAUUUUCCCGUCUGCGUCUCGCUCAGCUGGCUCCGCAAUCGAGUGGACCAGCCGACCCUGCAGCGUCGUGCCAGUGUCAACCUGAGCAUGAUUCAGAUCGUGAAAGAUCUAGGUCGGGACAAGGUGCUCUUGGACGACCAGUUGUUCAGCGCUAGUGCUGGGAACCCGUACGAAUGCGACGACAUGGAAUCGGACAGCGUCUCGGAAGUAGUCAAGUACAUGGUCAAGAAGGUCUUGCAGUUCGAGCAAGACGUGGCUUCACAAAGCAAGGACCCUGGGAAGCCUGGGGUGCCAACAACGCCAUCGCACCAACCUUCCUCUCCUGCUCAUCGCUUCGCUAAGAACUCUGAGGCUCGAGCACUUGCGUUCGUCGAGCGCGUGCUGCAAGGAAGUUCUCGGACUCAAAGCGGUGGCGACAUCUACGACGCCAUCAGCUUCUUCUGCCAGCAAGAGCACGUCUCCAUUUGCCCCGUUUCGCAAGAUGCACGCCCCGUGCAGAUGCGGCUUAUCACCGAUGCCACCAAAGGCAUUUUCCAAGUGGAAGUGCAGGUCUGCAUGCAGUUCAAAGUGAUCGAGCUAACUCCGAGGUCCCCAGCGCCAGCUCCACCGGUUGAAGAUGGAGAAGCCUCCUUUGAUCCAGAUUCAGCGAUGCCAAACUCCCCGCGCGAUAGUAUGCGCGAGUGGGCGGUGCUCGAGGGAACGCUGUCGCGCGAAUUCACAUUGGGGAAGCUCGCCGCGCCUGGCACCGUCACCAUCAACUACAUCUCAUCCAAUGACAACUGAAUGCAUAAACGGAAGAAAAAUAUGGCAGUGCCGGAUGCACGAUAAUGUUAAGGGGAUAAUUGGGCUGAGCUAGCGUUGACGUACCAUUUGUUCAUCUACAGAAGCUGCGGCACGAGGCUAGUUCGGCCAUCCAAAAAUUGGGGCUUGACGUUCUCUUCUUCAGUCGGGCCUGACCCAACGCUAGCUCGGCACAGUGGGCAAGAGCGUUCAUGGUCAAACCACUCAGUCACACACUCCUCACAGAACAUGUGCGAGCACGCGAGCUUCACAGGCUGCCGCAUAGUUUCGUAGCAGAUCGAGCAGUCCGGGGACCCGGCCUCCACCAGCUCAUCGUGCGUGACAUACACCCCGAACUCAAGUCCCAGCGUUACGAAGGAGCGCGUCAAAAUGAAGAUACGCCGGCCUUGAGUUGCAAGUAUUAAACCCUACUCACACAUCCAUCGUUAGAAUUGGCAUCACGCAAAUGAAGGUGAUCGCACAUGCGUACCUUGAUAAAGAGGUAGGCAAAUGUGAACACAUCAGCCAUGAACUUGGAGGCACAGAGCUGGUAAAAACUGCACCAUGGGAUGCUUGCAAGCAGUGACCGCACGAAAAUGGAGCACAUUUCAAUGAUCCCGUAGAGUUUACGCUGAGACAACAAAACGCCAAUUACAGUUAGAGAGUGAUAACUGAAGUGGGCAAGCAAACCACUCUGCGUACCUUUCUUCGGUAGAAGGCCACCGUCGACACUGCUUGCUGGGUAAGCGGGGUGAUAGUCGUGUUGUCAUCCUCUUCGCCUGCAAUCACUGUGGUCGGUGACUGGUCCCCGGUAGUUGUCGCUUCAUCCUGAUGCUUUCUUCGGCAUUGAAAUCGGUCCGACUUGGCACCAGCUACGAACGCUUUCACCACUAUACUCCAAAGCCGCACCAGAAAAUCUGUACGCAGCAUAAAACCAAAUAACUGAGCACAAGCUAGUCAUACAUGCGUCGCUGAGCGUCAACACGUACCGUUGACGAGCACUGUCCAGAGCACCUGCCAGAAGAUCCCGCCGGAUAAACCAUCAUCACCGUCGCUGCUGUGGGUUGACCUCGACUGGAGCAUUUGAGAAAAGUGAUGCAGCGGGUUCGGUGGGCCAUCCACGGAGCAUAUCGCAAUCAUAUCGAUCGCGCACAUCGCGACGAUCCCUAGAAGAUGCCAAUUACUCGCUUUGUCCUUCAGCGCAACUUGCUCCCGCAUCCGUUGAUCAAGCCCCAUGACCGCAACGGUGCCCACAACGAACACCAAUAUCCCUGUGGCAUGCUGGUAGGCGAAGUACACCAGGAACAGCGCCACAAAAGGAAGAGAAUUGUGGCAUCUCCGGAACAGCGCCUGCAGCUCGUCCAUCGCCGUCUGAUCCUCGCUGUCAUCCACUGAGUUGCGUCUUCCACGACCACCACUACCGACACGCACAGUGGGCCGCGUCGCAGAAGCACCCUCUGCAUUCCCUGUACCUUGGGGCCUUGGUCCGCCGCUGUCGCUGCGUUCAAGCUCCCCGCUCGCCGACAUGGAAUACAUGGAGGACACGGAGCUUCCUCGUCGUCGACUCCUGGGCGGCGAUCCCUGUCUCUCUUCACCUGCAGAAGGCUGAGUAGGCAGCAGCCUCCCAGUCUCGCCCUCUUCCCCAGUGUUCUCCUCCGACGCCGUCGAGUCCUGCCUCCCAGCGGCUGCGAAGUUCCUCCAGGACGGCGUCUGGUUGUUGAAAUCCUGCAGAAACUGACCAAUCGCUAGCUGGGGAAGCGCCUGAAGUAGCCUCGAGCUCACGGCGUCCCCACUGACGGGAGUGCUCAACGCAGCGGCCAGCAGCCGCUGACGCAGCAGCUCCGCGUCCUCCGGGACGUGCUCCGGGUCGAACGACGCGCUGUUGCUGCGCCCCACGAAGCCCCGAAGCGCUGGGUCGUACGGCGUGCGACUCUCCAUCUC